This is a messenger RNA of Monoraphidium neglectum, 222 nucleotides long. RefSeq lists its product as hypothetical. The record is from RefSeq and is a predicted model, not a curated record. The annotation marks the transcript as partial. The transcript has a single exon. NCBI's taxonomy places the organism in Eukaryota, Viridiplantae, Chlorophyta, Chlorophyceae, Sphaeropleales, Selenastraceae.
AUGCGAAAGAUCCUAGCAGAGGCCUCUGCGGCAGCCGACGCAAUGUCCGCGCCCGCCCGCCCCCCGCCCGCCGCCGGCGCGGCCGCCGCGGCGCGCGAGGCGUGGGGCUUCUCGGCGGACGGGCGGCCGCCGGCGCUGGGCGCGUUUGUGAGGGCGCUGGGGGAGCGCCUGCUGGCGGCGCUGCAGGAGACCGUGGCUAACGUCAGCGGCAUAUUUUUGCAG